UAUCAUGAUAGGUACUAAUAAUUGCAAUAAUGAUGCUUAUUUGCAUUUUUCACGUUUGCAUAUGGCGAUCCCUAAACUGAACCAAAUCGAAGUGAAAGGGAGAAUCUCAAUCGCACAAUUUUCGCAUCUUCUCAAAACCCAUUGUAGGAUAAAUUCAGGGGGACGGGACCUCGCUUUCUCAUCCACAGUUUUGAGAAGGAGGCGAAGAGAGAUGACGCGAGGGUAAAGAAGUGAAAGCGAUUUGUCAUGUGACUAGCUGGCUCGGAUAAUUAAUGAAUUUAACAGUCGACAAAAGUAUGAUAUCUAGGUUGUUUGUACCAACAUUAUUGUCCACGAAAAGUCCUGCACAAUAAACAAUUUCCCCCUGAAUUUGAGACUACUGAAACGGCUUUGAACCCAUUAUGUUUGUCACCGUGACUGCGGGGGUGAUGAUUGCGCAAUACAAUGGCAGUGUAUCGCCUACCUCAGUGGAGAACACAUCAGCAACACCAACCUGGGGACCAGAGCCUCACAGAUGUUUGCAGGUCCUAUACGAGGACAUUGGCGAGUUAAGAGUGCGGUUUUGGGACCUCAUGCUGCUCAUUCCCAAUGUAAUCUUCUUCAUGUUCUUGAUGUGGAAACUGCCCUCAGCCAGGGCUAAAAUCACACUCACCUCUAGCCCCAUCUUCAUUACCUUCUACAUUCUGGUUUUUGUGGUGGCAGCGGUGGGAAUCACCCGUGCUAUCGUGUCCAUGACCGUCAGUGCAUCAAGUUCUGCCACCAUCAUUGACAAGGUGCUGUGGGAGAUCAGCCGUUUCUUUCUGCUCACCAUGGAGCUCAGUGUUAUUAUCCUGGGACUGGCUUUCGGCCACCUUGAGAGUCAGUCCAGUAUAAAGCGUGUGCUGGCUAUCACUGCUGUACUGGCACUGGGCUACUCGAUCACACAGGGCACACUGGAGAUCGUGUACCCCGACGAGCACCUGUCUGCCGAGGACUUCAACAUCUACGGCCACGGAGGACGCCAGUUUUGGUUGGCCAGCUCUUGCUGCUUCUUCCUGGUCUACUCUUUGGUUGUCAUCCUUCCCAAAACCCCGGUGAGGGAGAGAAUAUCUCUGCCAUCUAAGAAGAGUUUUUAUGUGUACGCUGCCAUUCUGUCCCUGCUCAAUCUGGUCCAGGGGCUGGGCAGUGCCCUUCUGUGUGCCGGCAUCAUAGAGGGGCUCUGCUGCGUGGAUGUCACCACCUUCAUCUACUUCUCUGUGUUUGCCCCACUCAUCUAUGUCACCUUCCUCAAAGGCUUCUUCGGCUCAGAGCCCAAGGUCCUCUUCUCCUACAAGUGCCAGGUGGACGAGCCUGACGACCAGACGGAUGUCCACCUGCCCCCUGCCUCAGGCCUGGGCCACAAGGAGCAGCUGGAACGGGGCUCCUUCUACCCCGGCACCCAGAUAGAUGGCCUGACUGCUGCAACCAUGGGCACCGGCAUAGCUGCUUACCUGGACAAUGUGGCCUCUGGUCCUUUCGGGCCGGGCAGCAUAAACAGCGACUGCUAGAGAGCCAUCAACGCCUGAGAGGAGAGGAAAUGAGAAGGCUGGAUAGGGGAUGUUGGACUUGUUGAGUGGAGAAGUUGAAGUUUGCUAUGGCUCUCUCUCCCUCCGGAGACACUGUGAAUUGACUCAUUUCAGCCCCUGUCUGUUCUCCAUUUUGGAUCUUGCUUCCUUGUCCAUUCUGGCUCAAACAUUACAUUCUCCCCCAAUACCUGCAGGGGAUAUUUCUACAACUUCAGUCAAGUAUUUUCCCUCCUGUAUAUGCGUGUGUGGCUGACCAAGAUAAGAAGAUAAUGUAAAGGUAAUGUCCGAUACAUUUCCAUCGAAGGAUUACAACUGAGGUAUAGUCCAUUAACUGUGGCCUUGUAUUAGAUUUGUAAUCGUCUCGUAUUGAAAAACUGCCUCGCUCCCUGUAGACCAGCCCUGUUCUUAUGGAGCUAGGAGCCUUCUCUAAAUUGCAUCACUCAUAAUGAAUCAAGUGUGCUUAAUUAUUUUUUUAAAUGUUUGAUAUCAGUGCCCCCCCCUCUUGUUGAUGAUCGAAAUCCUACAGUGUAACGUCAUGUACAAAUUGAAGACCUGUUUGGCUUGAGUCUACAGGGACUUGGUAUGCCAUGUCAGACAAUUAGCAGUGCAACUGGUAUCUAUGUAACUUGAUGCUGGGAGAGACUCAAAAUGGACGCCAUUCCGCACCCGCAUUACCUCUACCUAUUUUAUUGUUUGCCGUCGGUUUUAUUUAUUUUAGUGACUGCUUGGUUUUAUGUCGAUAGGUAGUUCCAUCAGCUGAUCAUUCCUGGUAUUAAAGGUGCUUAUGACUUAGGUAAAACUUUCCAACCACCAAUCAAAUGAGAUGGAGAAGGCAGGAACAGCACUUGUGACGAAACAAUGUUUUUUUGUGGACAUUUUUAUUUCAAUAAAUAUUUAUGCCCAUAUACAUUGGAUUCAACCCAAAA
Messenger RNA from Oncorhynchus tshawytscha (Chinook salmon), 2470 nucleotides. Its product is annotated as transmembrane protein adipocyte-associated 1 homolog. NCBI's taxonomy places the organism in Eukaryota, Metazoa, Chordata, Actinopteri, Salmoniformes, Salmonidae. The transcript is spliced from 11 exons. Gene Ontology annotation, cellular component: plasma membrane. Bases 402 to 1526 code for a protein of 374 amino acids. The record is from RefSeq and is a predicted model, not a curated record. Gene Ontology annotation, molecular function: G protein-coupled receptor activity. Gene Ontology annotation, biological process: G protein-coupled receptor signaling pathway.